Molecule: messenger RNA, 1033 nt
Organism: Fusarium oxysporum Fo47
Lineage: Eukaryota; Fungi; Ascomycota; Sordariomycetes; Hypocreales; Nectriaceae
Product: SDR family NAD(P)-dependent oxidoreductase
Exons: 2
Coding region: 1-894 (297 amino acids)
Source: RefSeq, a predicted model, not a curated record
AUGGAUCUUGGACUAGGUCUCCAAGGCGAUGUAGUGGUGGUGACGGGUGCAGGAGGACAGAUAGGCCAGGUUAUAGUGGAAGCAUUCUUGGCUGCUGGCUGCUUCGUUGGCGGCUUUGAUAUCGACAAGUCCAAGUUUGUCAAGCAACACCAGAAUCUCUUCUGGGUUGCGGUCGACACUACUAGCGAGGCGGGCAUGAGUGUUGCAUGGAAGAGCGUUGAGGAGCGGUUUAAUGCGACUCCUACGCUUUGCGUUUGCGCAGCCGCAGUUGAUCUCAGCUUCAUCGAGCAUCACUCGUCUAUUACGAAGAUGCCGACUAGUCAAUUCCGCAGGACACUUGACAUCAACACAACAGGGACUUUUAUCACGGCCAAGAUAUGGCUCCAACAGGUGGAGAAAAUGCUCAAGAACAACAGCACGAAAACGAACGGCGCAAAUGGCACACAUUCACCAACAGGUCAACCACGAGACAAAAAGGAGAACAACAUCUCAUUAAUAAUUAUCGGUUCAGAGGCUGGGGACUUUGGAGUCGCCGGUAACCCAGACUAUGCAGCAAGUAAAGCUGCAGUUCAAUUCGGUCUCGUCAUAUCCCUAGCACCAGACGCUGCUCGCAUCCAUCCGUCGGCUAGAGUGAACUCAAUCUCCCCUGGAGCUGUCGAUACGAAUAGAUUCAGUGCAGAAUGCGAGGAGGACAGCUCCGGCACACUCAGGUGGAUCGAGUCCGAGGCGACGGUUGCUCAGAAGAAGGCGGUGGAUGUAGAGGGUAUUGCCAAGAUGUGUCUGGUGCUGGCGAGUGAGAAGUGGUCUCCUUCAGUUACCGGUCAGAAUGUGAAACUCAAUGGCGGAAAGAGUGGGAGGCUUUUUUGGAACCAGAAUGGUGAUGCUUUGUGGUGAUGCUUGAUAACCAGAUGGAUAUUCACAUUGAGAAACUUGCACAGAAACAGUUAGCGAGAACUUCAGGGAAUGAGAUAUCAUUGUAGUCAAUUGUUCAGACUCAACAUAGUAUCUUGAAAGGCUUAUCAAGCGUCUUCAC